UGGGCCGUUACAUUUCAUGGGAAGGUGCAGUCUUGGCAGCCAAUUGAUAUAGUCCUCAGCCUUCAUGCUGUGCAAGCCACCGGUCGUCUCAGCCUCCGGCGUGCUGCAGGUGUGACUUCAGGCACGCGCGGUGUCACUGUUACGGUGACUCAAAAGGGAACCGUACCAGUAUCUCGGUACUAUCGAGAUACAAACUUUUGCAAUCUCAUGAUAGGAGUCGAGAAGGGGUAUGUGAUGGAAAGUGGUUGCCGUGUUGAAGCUCCGAAGUCAGGUUGAUUGAUUAGAAACAGGGAUGCCGCUGAUGCCGAGGCGUUGGAAAUCUGACAACCGAAAAUGUGGGGGACUAGAGCUGGGGAAGCUUCAACGACAUCCCUCUUCUCUCUUGCUCUUUACCCCAUUGUUCUCUGCAACUCUCCCGAUUGUCUAUAAUAUUCAUCAAAUCCUCUAAAGUUUUCUCAAGCAACAGAUUCAAACAUUAUCACAACCAAAAUGUCUGGUCCGGGUGCAGGUUUCGAGUAUCCCGUCAAGGAAGUCUCUUGGCUGAAGAGAGAUGUUCUGCUCUUUGCCAACUCGAUUGGAUGCACAGCAGAUGAACUACAUUUCCUCUACGAACUCCAUCCCAACUUCGCCGUCUUCCCAACCUACCCCAUCAUCUUACCAUUCAAACUCACCCACCAAGACAUAAUCGACUUCUACGCCGCCCAAGCCAGCACCCCCAUCCCCAACGUCCCCAAAUUCGACGCCCGCCGCGUCGUCGACGGCCAACGCCUGAUGACCUUCCUCAAGCCCCUGCCCCCCACCUCCGCCGGCCGCACCUUCGAGCUGCGCUCCAAGGUCAUCGGCGUCUACGACAAGGGCAAAGCCGGCUCCGUCGUCGAAACCCAGCAGGAUAUCGUGGAUAAAGCGACAGGCGAGAGCUACGCGCGAGCGGUCGGCAGUGCUUUUUUUGUAGGACAGGGGAAUUGGGGAGGUCCGAAGGGGCCGGCGACGGAGAAUUUCCCGCCGCCGAAGGGGAGGGAGGCGGAUGUUGUGGUGAGUCAUCAGACGACGGCGGAGAGUGCUUUGUUGUAUCGGUUGAAUGGGGAUUAUAAUCCUCUUCAUGCGACGCCCGAGCCGGGACAGAAGAUGGGGUUUGGUGGUACUAUUAUGCAUGGACUUUCGAGUUGGAAUUUUGCUGCUCAUGGAUUGCUGAAGGCGCUGGGUGGGAGCGAUCCGAAAAAUAUUAGGGAGUUUCAGGCGAGGUUUGCUAGUCCUGUUAAGCCGGGCGAUAAGCUUGUUACGGAUAUUUGGAGAACGGGGGAGAUGAAGGGGGAGUGGGAGGAGAUUAGAUUCGUGACUAAGGUUGUGGGUGGGAAGGUGUGUUUGAGCAAUGGACGGGCAUUGAUGAAGUGUGUUGGUGGAGCGAAGAGUAAACUGUAGACUUUGAAAAUGGGGGAUGUUUCCGGUUUGGUGGCACAUAUGGAGGGGAAGUUUGAUAUCAAAUGAAUG
Messenger RNA from Mollisia scopiformis, 1488 nucleotides. Its product is annotated as Thioesterase/thiol ester dehydrase-isomerase. The coding region runs from base 490 to 1419 and encodes 309 amino acids. The record is from RefSeq and is a predicted model, not a curated record. Lineage: Eukaryota; Fungi; Ascomycota; Leotiomycetes; Helotiales; Mollisiaceae. The transcript is spliced from 4 exons. Gene Ontology annotation, cellular component: peroxisome.